Aphanomyces invadans is the source of this 609-nucleotide messenger RNA. RefSeq lists its product as hypothetical. The coding region runs from base 1 to 348 and encodes 115 amino acids. Gene Ontology annotation, biological process: fatty acid metabolic process. NCBI's taxonomy places the organism in Eukaryota, Oomycota, Saprolegniomycetes, Saprolegniales, Verrucalvaceae. The transcript is spliced from 2 exons. Gene Ontology annotation, molecular function: fatty-acyl-CoA binding. The record is from RefSeq and is a predicted model, not a curated record.
AUGGCCGUCUCCACGUUUGAAGAAGCCGUUGCCGCCAUCAAGGACUGGAACCCGACCAACCAACCAUCGAACGACGAAAAGCUCGCCAUCUACGCCUUGUACAAGCAAGCCACUGUCGGCGACGCCACCGGUGACCGUCCUGGCAUUUUCAACAUGACUGCUCGUGCCAAGUACGACGCGUGGGCCGCCAAGAAGGGCUUGUCUCAAGACGAUGCCAAGGCCGCAAUGUCAUCUCCAUACCUUCUGCACUCCCUCGCCGAAUGCAUCACAUGUGAAUUCGUCUGUCCGUGCGAUGUCUUACCUAUACGACCGUGCGAUUCGCUGCACCCCUGCAACAAGCCAUUUUGAUCGAAUGAAUGAUCAAACUUUGCUCAGUCACUUGGGCUGUGCAGCAGAAUCAACUCUCAUCCCUCCGUGUGCGAGUGUUCGUGCACCCGAUUCCCAGUGGCCCAUGGUGAAUCCAUCCCCCUUUGCAACGUGCUUUGUUACUUUGCGCGAUCAUAACUGCGGAUCGAUUUGGAAGCAUGUGAUGGAUUAUGCAUGUAUUCUUGAGGGAGAUGCAAAAACGAUUGCGCUCCUGCAUAUCAUAUACUACAAACUGAGGGUGCA